GUCUGCCCCUACUGGUUUUCUUUGACAACGGGAUUUUCCAAAAGCAAUAACCGUUUGUGUUCUUAUUAUAAUGUAGUGAAUCUUUUUAGUAUGUCUUUCAGUAGGAAUGAAUCAAAUGCGAUGGCAGACGAAAGGAAAAGACUGUUGUCUGUCCAGGCUACGGAAUUAGACGAAAUUGAAGUUGAAAUUCGCGCACCACAGAUUAAAGGAUCAUCAUGGUUUGCGAGUGUUUUCAUGGUGGUGAAUGCUGCAUUGGGGGCAGGUCUACUCAACUUUCCUGAAGCGUAUCACCAAGCUGGCGGUGUUCUUGUGGCCAUUCUCAUUCAGGCUGUUUUUCUCAUCUUCAUCAUUGCUGCAAUAAUGAUCCUGGCCUACUGCUCUGACAUCAAGGGAGCUACAACAUACCAGGACGUUGUACUCUCAGUAUGUGGGAAAAAUGCUCAGCGUGCGAGUGCAAUGUUUCUCACUGUCUACUGCUUCGGGACAUGCAUCACCUUCCUCAUCAUCAUUGGCGACCAGUGGGAAGAAUUUUUCAUAUUUGUGGCAAGGUCAUUUUACUGCGAACAUCUACCCUGGUAUAUGAACAGAGCCACCACAAUCGUUGCAACAUCCGUUAUAAUCAUUCUUCCUAUGAGCUUCCCUAAAAGAAUCGACUUCCUCAAAUAUGCCAGCUUUGUUGGUGUGAUAGGAAUCAUCUAUGUGGUGUUGCUAGUCUCCAUAAAAUAUUUCCUGCCACACGAACCACCAGGACCAAUCAAAACCAAGCCAGACCAAUGGAUGGACAUAUUUUAUGUGGUGCCUACAAUCUGCUUUUCCUACCAGUGCCAUGUCAGUAUCAUUCCAAUCUAUUCCUGUAUGGAACCACGCACUCUCAAGAAUUUCUCAAAAACCAUUUCCAUGGCGAUAUUCCUCUGUGUUAUCACCUACACAGGGACUGCUGCGUUCGGCUAUUUCACAUUCGGUGAUCGGAUUACCAGCGAUAUUCUGUUGUCGUACAAUCCAGAUGUCUCAGUCCUUGUAGCUGUGGUGUUGAUUGCAGUGAAGACUUACACAACAUACCCAAUCUUACUGUUCUGUGGGAGGGCAGCCCUUGACUGUCUAUGGACAGAUGUAUGGCGGAUGUCACCUGAACGCAUCAACUCCACGGAACCACGUCGUCGUUACAUCAUGACAAUACUGUGGUUUAUUGCAACCCUCAUUCUAGCAGUGUUCAUCCCCAACAUUGGCGUCGUUAUACAGCUACUGGGGGCAUUUGCUGCUGUGUUUAUCUUUGCAUUCCCAGGAAUGUGUAUGUUGUCAGUGGCAAUGACAGAGGUUCGUGAAAAUGAUUGGAGUCGACGAUUGCGCUUUAUAGUGGCCUUCUCGUGUUGUUUUAUCACGUUGGGGACAUUCAUAUUUGGUCUCACCCUUGCAAUGUCCAUACAGAGUAUUCUGGGAGGAAAUAUAACAGCAGACAAGUCCAGGUGCUAAGAAUUUCAGAGAAAAGAAAACUCAUCUGGAAUUAUAGACAAGUCUAGCUGCUAAGAACUUCAGAGAAAAGAAAACUCAAUGGGAAUUAGCAUUUCCGUCAAGAUUUGAUGUUAACAAAAAAAAAAUCAGUAAUUUUUCUUUACAUUUCCAUUUUUGAUUCACAGUCAAUCUAUUAUUUUACAUUUAACAGGGAUAACAAAAUUCAAGAUUAAUCCAGAGAUCUGGAUGGAAGCUUUAAAUUCCAAAUAUUUGUAUGCUUGUCAAACUUAUUUUCUGCUGGGCAUUGGCCUGAGAAAUAUUAAAAAAUACAUUGAAAUGGUUGUAAAUAAAUUUGACAACAAUUUUCUUGAUUGAUAUAACCCUGCUUUUGGCUGGAAUACCUCAUUUUGAAACUAUAUAUUUUUAGAAUUUUUAUGAUAGGGAUUGUUGGAUUGCUAUCAUCAGUAAUUUUAUGAGAUUCAAAAGAUCUCAUCAGUGUACCAAUUUUACAUUUUCAUUUAAUCAUUCAAUGUGAGCUAUAUUUUGAGCUAUACUUUAUUGUCAACUUUAGAUUAGGCAAAAUGCAUGUACACAAUGAUGUUUUCAUAGGCUUGAUUUCAGUGUAGUUUAAAGUCUUAAUGUAUUCAGACAUAUCUCUCAAGAACAUGUAAUAUUUUUUAUAUGCAUAUUUUUCAUGGUCAGUAAUUAUAGCCUCUGGUUGUUAAUAUUUAUGAGUCAGUAAUGUUCUGAGUUUGUAUGGGGAUGCUGUGGAUCAAAUAUGUACAUUUAGUAUAUGCCUAUCAAUAUCCAGCACUAAGUACUUACAAACCAAUAUCACGCUUCUGUUGCUUUCCGAUUCUGUAUCUACACUGUACCAUGUGUUGAGUGCUACCAUUUUCACACUGACGGUUAUUUAGUUUUUUUGCGAUAGUUACUUACGACUCGAUAACAAGAACAUACUGUAUUUCCUAAAGAAACUAUUCCAAUACAUUUUAACUGCUGAUUUGUGUUUAUAUUCAAGUACAUGCACUAAAUAAAAAAAGCGAGUGGCUUAUGACGUCAUUUACUGAAUGGGCAUUCGAGGUAGUGUCAUGUAAAAGCUAAGUGCAGUUUGGUUGGUUAAAAUUACUAAGAGUGCGUUAAAUCAUGGAAUUAAUCAAAGAAGGCAUAUAAUAAAAAUAAAAUUACAAUAUGAUGUUUUUUUGUCAACCUGUAUCAUGUCUCCUUUGGUAUAUAACCAUGUAUCCAUCAAGACUGCCACGACGGAUAUGGGGCAUGUUGAGAUUAUUGUUUUUAAUGAGUGUAUAUUCUGCAAUUCUAAUUUUAUAUAUACAUAAUCCAUGAGAAUGAAUCGUAACUUGAACCAUGAUGUACUCACUACGCUAAUUAAUUUCAGUAUAUGAAAUGAACAAUUCCUCUACAGUCAAAAUAUUGUGCACUAGUUGUGUUUGCAAUCUGUGAUAUGAAUUUUAUUUGAAUGCAAGGUAGUUGACAAACUUUUCAAGAUUUUUACGCAAUGUCACUUGUAUCAAUAUAAUUGUGCAAUUUUUGAGUUGUGUAAAUGUGUGUUGUGUCGUUUAGGAGUUGUAUCUUAUGUGCCAUUUUCCUGUAUGUUUAAUUGAGCAAUAUCUUUACCCAACAUGACACAUGAAUAUUUUUUUAUAUGUUUAAUUAAUUUCAAGCAAUAUUUGUCCUAUUUUUAAAAAAGUAUUUCAUAAGUACACACAGGGACAUGUAAAUCAUUUAUAUGUGCUUGGUGUAAACUAACAUUUUGAUUUUAUUUUGUUUGUGCAUAUUUAAUGUUCUUACAUUUAAGCAUCUUAGAAACUCAAAAUUCUUAAUGGUUCGUUUUACCAAAUAAACUUGUGUUAUUUUAUAUUUCAAUUUAUUGCAAUAAAGUUUUAAUGUUUGCAUGUCUCUAGUAUUGAUUAUUUUAUCUCAUUUGUAAUGUGCAUGUUUCAGGAAUAUGUAAAAACCUGGUUGUAAAAAUAGAGAGUUUAUUGGA
Messenger RNA from Mya arenaria, 3454 nucleotides. Its product is annotated as sodium-coupled neutral amino acid transporter 7-like. Lineage: Eukaryota; Metazoa; Mollusca; Bivalvia; Myida; Myidae. Gene Ontology annotation, molecular function: amino acid transmembrane transporter activity. The transcript is spliced from 9 exons. The record is from RefSeq and is a predicted model, not a curated record. The coding region runs from base 91 to 1470 and encodes 459 amino acids. Gene Ontology annotation, biological process: amino acid transmembrane transport.